CUUACAGUGAGUUGUAUUGAAUGGAACCGGAUGGGAAUGAGAAUGACCUGGAUGUGGUUGAAGAUUUCGCAGAGAAUUUCGCCGAGUGUAAAAAUUCAGGUAUCGGUAGUUCCCUGGGCGCAAGAUACAGCAGAAAUAAGAAGUUGCCAGAACACACGGCCCUCGAUUGGUCUGUACACAUAGAGGAGAAUGAAAUCCAGAUGUACGGAAUCUUCUGCGGUUUCAAUGGUGGGGCUGAUGUAGCGAGAUUCGUCAUGAAUAGAAUGGUUUAUGAAAUUUUCAAAGGAGAACAUCCAAUAACAAAGACAAUGAGUGUCGAAGAAGUAAAAGGCGCCCUGCAUGACAAGUUUCAAAAGGUGGAUGUUAGCUAUCUGCAAACCAGGGAAGACGAUCUCACAAAAAGAUUUUUUCUCAUGGAAGAUCCGGAGAAGAACGAAAUCAAAAAUUCGCAGAUUUCAGCACUAAAUGCAAAGAUACGUAAAGGGACCACAGCCUUCGUGGUGUUAAGACUGGAUCGCCAUCUGUAUGUGCUCAACUGCGGUACUUCGUUCGGUUUGGCUGUUCGAUCUGACCGUUCUAUUGUGCGACUGAAUCCACGCGUUCAUGACAACGAAGAUCGUGGGGAGUACGAAAGACUGGAGAAGCUGAACAUCGAUCCUGGGACGGUUUUUCGACCUACCCGCGCCCUGGGCGACUACUUCCGGCGAGACCUCUAUGAAGAACUGGAGGAGUUCGCAAAUGCCAAGGGUAGUCCUGUAAUCUCCGAUCCCGAUGUCUAUGAUCACGAGAUAGACGAGUCUUGGAAAUAUCUUAUACUGUUGUCAGACGGUGUGCUACAAAAUCUCAAGGACUGCGGUGUAGAAGACUUUACAGCUGAGGUGGCAGAAAGGCUAAAGGUGCAAACCAAUGUUCGAAGUACAGCACAAGCUCUUGUGGAUGAAUUUAGCAGGAAGCACUACUCAGCUUAUUGUCGAAGCGGUGACCAGGGAAGCAACCGAUGUGAAGAAAUGACCGUUAUCUUCGUGCAGUUAUGGGAUACGAACAAGCUUGUUGAUAUGUCGUGUGGCUCUUUCACCGACUCUUUGGAUGCGACAAACUCGUUAUUGACCGGACCACUUGCUCCAUAUACUCUUAACUAUUAUCUCUUGAUAGCGAUGGAUCUUCUUGCUAUCCACUAUUUUCGCAGAAUAUUUUUUACGUCAUUACUGUACAUGGUAUUAAUCCCAUCCUGUGUAUGUGUAUAUGGAGAUGAUCCUUCUGUGCAAGAACUGGAUAUGUUUGAAUGGUCCUCUGGCAUACGGGUUGCUUAUUGCGUAGAUGCACCAUUGCCAGAUCUGUUAUCGCCGUUUCGAAGAACUUUUUCAAAAGUUGCCACUAAAUACUGCCACAACAUCACCGCAUGCAAUCUGAAGGAACAAUUAGUGUUCGGACCCGAACACAUCAUGUUCGUCGAGGGAUUCCCCAGAAGAGAAUAUGGAGCGAUACAUAUCAAAUUCUAUGUGGUUUUCCCUCAUAAUACAGUAGCAGCUUCAAAACAGCCUCGUCCGCUUCUACCGAGAGCUGUGCUGUCAGAUAUCAUCUCUAAACACCUUAAAGAAAUUUCCGACCGUCUCGGCUGGUCAAUAAUAAGUUACGAGAAGUAUCCACGAUUUGAUUCCAUGACUGAAUUUAUGAACAUUGCUAUCAUACCAAUUGUGAUAUUCUCUGUCCCUUUGAUGAUCUUCCUAGCAUAUUGGACGUCUUCAUUGAGACCUAACAUGUCAUCCGAAGCAUGGCUUGUGACAGGUGCAACUGGAGGAAAGAACGCAGCUUUGAGACGGACCAUGGAAAUUAUCGCUGAGCAAAAUGCAGAGAUUGACAGGCAAAAUCGUAUGGAACUUACGAAGCAUGCAGUAAUAACAGGAGGACAUGAAGGAAUAACGUCCUCCGGUCAAAUGCUUCUCAAUGUGGCAAGAUCGUCACUUACUUCCACAAUGGGCCCUCAAGUUCCGCAGCCGAGCGAUUCACGUUCGUCUCCACCGCCGCCUUCAUCUCCAAAGAUAGUAGUCAUUCCAUCCAGCAGUGACAGCGAGACCAGCAGAAAUCCGCCAAUGUCCGUCUCUUCACCUCGUGGAAGUAUUGCCACAAUUCAGGUGCCAGCACCGCAGUUGCUCAGUGUAAGAAGUCCUCGAAAGCAUUCGCGGCGUCAAUCUUCCGUCGAGGACGUUAAACAGGCGAGAAGAUCGCGGAACAUCCGUUCUCAUUCGCAGGCUAAGCCAUGGAAAGCUGGCAGUCUCAUGUUGGGAGGAUUUGCCCGUAGAAACGUGGAAUAGUCUCUUCUGUCAGUGUCACUCUCAGGGAACAUACUUAGCUUUUUGUGAAAUUGAAAGAACACAGCAUCUUUUCCGUACGGUGCUGAACAGAAGAUUUUCCCCUAUGUCACCAGAACACAUGAUACCACGCUUUGUCACCCUGUGUUAUUGUUCUAGGUUGUUUUACAAGGUUGCAUUCAGAGUUGCCCAUGUGCCAGCGCCGUGCUAGCCGUAAUAGCACCCACUGGACGCACCUCAUAUUGGAUCGACUGCGCGGUACACCUCAAGCACGGAGCUGGUACGGGAAACUCUGAACCUAGUCUUAGAGUGAAACGGGUGGAGCCCGUCUCCCAAGCAUACGUAACCACUGAGGACUGGAAAAGUGAACACCAAAAAGUUCAGCUGUUUCUGCAUGAACUGAAACUCGAGCUGCAAUAUAAU
Molecule: messenger RNA, 2732 nt
Organism: Cylicocyclus nassatus
Lineage: Eukaryota; Metazoa; Nematoda; Chromadorea; Rhabditida; Strongylidae
Source: the annotation of a GenBank genome assembly